This is a messenger RNA of Didymodactylos carnosus, 2546 nucleotides long. NCBI's taxonomy places the organism in Eukaryota, Metazoa, Rotifera, Eurotatoria, Philodinida, Philodinidae. The record is from the annotation of a GenBank genome assembly.
UGCAGUUGUUCUGAAACAAGUCUUUCAACUGGAAAUUCCAGUAGAGAUAACUUUCAACCAGUAAUACAAAGCUAAAAAUAUUAUUUAUAUUUUAAAUUGCGUCGCCAAAUAUUCAACCCGAACCCGAUCCGACCCUAGGGUCGGGUUGCAGAUCUCUAUCGUAGAGCCAUCUGAUAUAACAAUAUGCCUGGGUUUGAUAAUAAAAAAUUUAAGCACUCUUGUGAAAGACAAAGUUUGUAGUUAGUUGAAAGAUAAAGUUUUGUAAACUUUAUAUUAAGAUGAUUUCCAUUUAGUAAGGUUUCUAUCUUAUACUGAGAUUACUCUUCCUGGAAUAACAGUUAAUCAAUUUUGUGUCGUCGCUAUACAGUUUCACCUAUGAUAAACAAGAGGAAUGGUUUGUUCAGACUGAGAUAAUCAGCUUACUCUUGUUUUUAUUCCAAAAACAUUCAUAACAAUUGGUAAAUAUCAAGAUGUACUCUACUUUACCUGUUUCAAACGAUUUUUUACUUGAGAAUAGUAAAAAAGAUUCUUAUACUUCGGAAGAUUUCUAGAAAACCUUUUCAAAAAUCAAAGUAUUAUCUGUUGAUUUUUAAAGCUUUUAUCGAACUGCAUAGUAUUGAGCAGUUAAAAUAGGGUACAUCUUUAACUUAAAAAUGGGAUAUUUUACCUAAUAUACGUUUUCGUUAGGUUUCUGGAGCUGUUUUGACCCAGGCGUCAAAAAAAAUCUAGUAUCGCCCGAUUCAUCAAGAUUACUAGAUUUUUACUCGAUUGCAACUAUUGGGUAACAACAGUGGAAAUCUAGCAAUCGCCUGAUUGCUAGAUUUCUUCUAGUUGCAACUAUCAGUUUAUCACCCGAUAAUCGAUCGAUUUAACUAUUGCUAGUUACACACGCAGACACAUCUGGUUAAAAGUCUCUUUUCCAACUAGUAAUCUAGAUGGCAACUAGUCAUGUAUCGCCCGAUUACAGAUGAAAUGUAUCUAGAUUUUACCCAUAGGUGAUGUUUGCUUAGAUGAAAAACAAAUGUUGCCACGAGGUUCAGCAUAGUCGAUAAUCUAUGUUUCCAUGUGUUUGUAAGAUUCCCAGGCUUAAUGGUAAAGCAAUCAUAAGGCUUUGUGGAAAACAUCGGGCUCAUCUGGGCAAAGCAAAAUGAAGCUUUCGCUUAGAUCUGGUUUUGUCGAGGACGCUUUGGAGUAUUUAUCUAAAAAAAACAGUAGAUUAUUAUGUCAGUCUCCUGAGAUCCGAGGCGCUUUUCCAAAGAUUCUCUGAAAAACCGACCUUUAAAAGAUUUUAAAAACCAACUUUUCUUGUGAAAAGUUAGCUACAGCUCUCUAUCUGUGAUUGCUGAAAAUCGCAGGACUCUAGCACUUAUCGUUGCCGAAUAAUUAAAGAAACAACUAUCUGCCUCCUUUUUGGCGACUAUAAUAGCUCAAAUGGUGUUCAUUGAGAAAGACUUGUGUACCAGAAGCAAAGGUUACGUAGUUGUAUUUACUUUCACGUAUACUAUAUUAAAAAAAACAUAACAGCACCGAACGCUAUGCACAUUUUGUUUUUUGCUUAAGAACAAUCUGUUUGAAUUGAUAUUUGUUGGGUCCUGCUCAGUCUUCUCUGCUAAAUAAUGUUGAAUAAUUUAGACUCUAUUUUCUGCAAAUAGUGAAGUUUGUAUGCAUUCAAAAUUGAUUCGUACUUUGAAUUGUUUUGUUUAGCCUGUAGCGUCAUAUUGUUUCUGGAGAAAAUAUGCAUCAUUUGAAUUAUGUUUUCAAACAGCAUAUAUUGAUUUUAAAUAAAUAUGCACAAAACAAACAUAUGUUAGACGUUCUAUGAUCUUACAAAAAAAAGUCAAAAAUCAAUUCAUUCGUUGACAAACCUAUAUUGAAUCGGUAUUUCCCCUGACUCAUUACAGGAAGAACACAAUGAUUUAGUAAAUUAUUGCGUAAUAGCAGAAAUUAACUGUAUAUAUUACCCAACUAUCAGUGUAGUAAACAACAAUCUCGACUGUUAACUAUUGAUUAAAUCAUUGUAUAGGCAAUGGAACAGCUAAUUUUUAUAAUUGAAAUUAUUUUGCUGGGGCAAUGUUAUACCAGUACGUAUUAAUUAAAAAUUUUCUCUAUAAGAGGUAUUGAAGGUCUAAUAAAAAUUGAGUCUCUUAUUGACUUUAGCCAAUGAUCAAAUUCAAAGUCGUCAUUUUUUUCAAUUUGGCAUAAUGAUUUUAUCUGAAACACAUCGUAAUCCACUUGACUACAAUGAUUAUGGGUGCCACUGCGGCGCUAAUCGUUAUUCAAUUCAACAAGAGCCAUUAGAUGAUGUUGACAAAUGUUGUCAACAACAUGAUCUGUGUUAUAAACAGUGUACAAAUGUUCAGAUUCCCCAACCAAGUAGAUAUGUUUACAAAGCAACGGUAGUUCUCAAUGAUAUAGUGUGCAAAGAUGAUCAGAACACAUGUGGUUAUAAAAUAUGCAUGUGUGAUAAACAAGCGGCAGAAUGUUUUGGAAAAUCGAAAUAUAAUGCAGAAUAUAAAAAUUAUGAUAUUAAAAAAUGUACACCAUGA